Messenger RNA from Melospiza georgiana, 392 nucleotides. It is a transcript of the gene SNRPF, whose product is annotated as small nuclear ribonucleoprotein polypeptide F. Gene Ontology annotation, biological process: spliceosomal snRNP assembly; mRNA splicing, via spliceosome. Gene Ontology annotation, cellular component: catalytic step 2 spliceosome; U1 snRNP. NCBI's taxonomy places the organism in Eukaryota, Metazoa, Chordata, Aves, Passeriformes, Passerellidae. The coding region runs from base 85 to 345 and encodes 86 amino acids. The transcript has 4 exons. The record is from RefSeq and is a predicted model, not a curated record. Gene Ontology annotation, molecular function: RNA binding.
GGGAAGCGGAGCCGGCUCGCAGCGCCUCCCGCUGUCCCGCGCCGCGCACGAGGGGUUCCCGCGCGGGCCCGCGCCGCUCCCGCCAUGAGCCUGCCCCUGAACCCGAAGCCGUUCCUGAACGGGCUGACGGGGAAGCCGGUGAUGGUGAAGCUGAAGUGGGGCAUGGAGUACAAGGGCUACCUGGUCUCCGUGGACGGCUACAUGAACAUGCAGCUUGCAAACACAGAGGAGUACAUAGACGGUGCGCUGUCUGGACACCUGGGUGAAGUGUUGAUAAGAUGCAAUAACGUUUUGUACAUCAGAGGUGUGGAAGAAGAGGAAGAAGAUGGAGAAAUGAGAGAAUAGGUGUUUUGUAUUUCUGGAAAUAAACCUUUUUUUUCCUUUUCUGUUUU